Molecule: messenger RNA, 1420 nt
Organism: Vavraia culicis subsp. floridensis
Lineage: Eukaryota; Fungi; Microsporidia; Pleistophoridae
Exons: 1
Coding region: 1-1074 (357 amino acids)
Biological process (GO): ribosome disassembly; RNA surveillance; nonfunctional rRNA decay
Cellular component (GO): cytoplasm
Source: RefSeq, a predicted model, not a curated record
AUGAUCAUAAAUUCGCUGAACCAAGCAACAAACACCCUCCGAAUUACGCCUACUCACCCCUCCGACAUCCAUAUUCUCUUCCAAAAUCUGUGCACAUCCCAUACAAUUACGAUGUCCACCACCCGCAAGGUAGAAAUCAACGACCAAAAAAAGCGCGUAUCCAUAAAUCUUACGAUUCGCGUGUGCACCGUAACCAUUGACCUUGAAAACAGCUCGUUGUGCGUGAGAGGACAGAUUGCGAGAGAGGCUGAGAAUGUGCGGAUGGGCUCUUACCAUAACAUGAAUAUCGGACUGAAUGAUUGCUUUAGUUUGGAAGUGGGCAGCGAUCUAUGGCAGAUGGUUGAUCGAUUGGUGUGCGAUAUUGUUGUUUUUAUGGUGGUUAUCAUGCGAAAUGGAAGGUUUGAGAUUGGCGUUGUUGAUGAGUAUGGUGUUGAGUGCAAGGGGACGUACAAAAAAAAGGAUUUUACAAAAUUUAUGAAAGAAAGGUGCACGAAUGGUGCACAAAAGGACGGUGAAUGUGAUAAAAUGGAGAUGAAGCAAGCGAGCAGACGGCACAGAGGCAAAAAACCUAGCGGUGAUACGCACCGUUCUAUCACAAACAACUACCGGGUGAAAUACAUUGUUUGUAAUUUCGAUGUUUCGCUGUUGGUCAGCACCAACAUACCCGCACACACUAUCAAUAUAUCGAAGGAACACGAAAAACUUCCUUUCAAGGCACUGGUCGAGAACAUUCUGUCUAGUUUGACUAAUACAGCGAUUCCAUUCAUCAAAGAUCUUAUGGCGGCAAACCGGUUCCUAAGAAUGUAUGAGCAGGCCGAUGAUCUGAUAGCGCUGGGCGUCAAGGAUGUUCUUUCUGCCAUCGAGUUCUCAGCGAUUGAGACCAUGAUUGUAACAGUCGGGUUGUACUGUUCUUAUGAUGUGGAGGAGAGAGAAAGGAUCAGGAAAAUGGUUGAGAUGGUUGGGAAAGCAAAAAAAGUAGUUAUUGUUAGCGAUGGACAUGCCUGCGGUAAGAAACUGAAUGAUAUUGGUGGAAUUGGUGCCAUUUUAAAAUACAACUACAAAGAAAAUAUGUGAGAAAAAGCUUUCUCUUCAGAGAUUCUCCACAUUUAUCGUGUACAAUCCCGAAAUGUGAUGCAAUAUGCACGCAGAAGCUUUCAUGUCUUGUGUGAUGACAAGGAACUGUCCAUCUGUAUGUGACACUAUGGAUAGAAAGGUUCUGAGCUUCAAAUUUUUUUGAAGCUGGUAGCUCAGUAGGUAUUAGCGCUUUGCAGCGAGUAAUUGUUCGAUUGGUAAAAAUUUUUCAUAAGAUCAAGAAUGCCUUCGUCAACAUGAUAUGAGAGGUAAAUAAACGUGUUUUUGUCCUCAAAGGUAAAGAUAGAUGGUAGUUGACAGCAACUAUCAAAUCACGGAUAACUGUCCA